AUGGUUUUCCACAGCACAGGGCACCCGAAUCUCGAUGAAAUUGGUUCUCUAAGAACAAAGCGCUGUCAACAAACAUACCGAAAAAGACUCUGUGAGAAAAAUUCGUCAAAUGUUGCUAAUAAAGAAGCUGCUAUACCACGUCCAAGAGAAGGAGAAAACUUUUUGGAAGUGGCAGAGUUCAUUGUCGAGCAUGAAAUUAAGUCGGAGACUGAAUUAUUAGCUGUUGCGAAUAAGCAAAGCGAAGAGAGGAAGAAAUAUCUCGCAUAUUUUGUUCUUUCACAUAACUCAAAGGGCUUGCAUGACCUUAUAGAGCAAACAUGGAAAAUGAAGGCGGCAUCUGCAACCCUACAACGAAAAAAGCUUCACGAAUAG
This is a messenger RNA of Paramuricea clavata, 372 nucleotides long. The record is from the annotation of a GenBank genome assembly. Lineage: Eukaryota; Metazoa; Cnidaria; Anthozoa; Malacalcyonacea; Plexauridae.